AUGGAGGAGACAUAUCCCUCAUUCGUUUCACCGAGUCCUUCUCACCAAACUCUGCGACCUCCAUCCGCCUCAAAAAUGCCCGAGGAUGAAGUCCAAACCCAUCUCACUUUCAUGCGCGAAGCUCUUGCCAUGGCGGAGCUCGCUCUCCAAACCUCAGAAACCCCAGUCGGAUGCGUCUUCGUAUACAACGGACGCAUCAUCGGCCGCGGCAUGAACGCCACGAACCGCACGUACAACGGGACCCGGCAUGCAGAAUUCAUUGCCAUCAAUGAUAUUCUGAUGGCUCCUCAUCCGUCCGAGAAGGGGAGGAAGAUCUAUGGACCGGAGAUAUUGAGGGAGUGCAAUUUAUAUGUUACUAUUGAGCCGUGUAUCAUGUGCGCUAGUCUGCUCAGGCAGUUUGGUGUGCGGAGGGUGUUUUUUGGAGGAAGUAAUGAGAAGUUCGGGGGUACGGGUGGGGUGUUGAAUAUUCAAAGGGAGAAUGGAAGGGAGGUUGAGGAGGGUGAUGAGGAGGAAGUGGGAGAGGAGGAGAGGAGGCAGAGAGAGUGGAGGAGGGAGGGUGAUUAUGAGGUUUAUGGUGGGUGGUUGAGGGAGGAAGCUAUCGUGAUGCUGAGGAGAUUCUACGUCCAGGAGAAUGAGAGGGCGCCAGAGCCAAGGGGGAAGAAAGAGAGAGUGCUGAAGCUUGAGGUUGAGCCCAUUGGAGGAAGUACUGCAUGUGGGUAA
This is a messenger RNA of Drepanopeziza brunnea f. sp. 'multigermtubi' MB_m1, 720 nucleotides long. RefSeq lists its product as uncharacterized. The record is from RefSeq and is a predicted model, not a curated record. Gene Ontology annotation, biological process: tRNA wobble adenosine to inosine editing. Gene Ontology annotation, molecular function: tRNA-specific adenosine-34 deaminase activity; zinc ion binding. Lineage: Eukaryota; Fungi; Ascomycota; Leotiomycetes; Helotiales; Drepanopezizaceae. Gene Ontology annotation, cellular component: cytoplasm; nucleus.